AUGACCAUCACGCGGAAGGGCAGCAAUGGGGAAGAGCACUUCCACUCUCCAGUGACUUCUGGCUUCGAUGUGGACGACCGAACAGACGAUGGCGAGUCCGAUGCGACGACCGAUGCGCCGCUCCAUCCCGUCCCGUCUAUGCAGGCCGCCUUUGAGGAGUCAAUCGACGAAUCAGCAGAUGAACCCGACGGCUCGAACUCCGAAAACAAUGCAGAAGUCAGACGACAGACGUUGCUCGAGUCGCAGAAGUACGACGAUACGUGGCAGGCGCGAUGGAGACAACGGCCGACCGCUCGAUAUCAUCCUUUGCUCAAGCUGGCAUCGCAGAUAGUCUUUGGCCUGCAUUUGCUGCAGCAACAGCAGGCGAAGUCGGAGGGCGAGGUUGUCAAGAUUCUACAGUCGCAUGUAAAUGAGGUGGAUACAUUUCUGGAAAAGACGGCAGAGGACUUUGAGUUGGGUAUUUCAGAUAUUGAGGAAAGAGUACGGCAUUUGAAGCUCCCGAUGGAGCACAAGGGCGUUUUUGAGACAAUGCUGGAUGAUAAGCAGUUCCGGACGCAGCUGCUGGAUGGGAACGAGAAGAUUGAGAGCAUCAUCAAUCGCACGGCGAGAGCAAAGGAUGCUUCACUGUAUGAUCUAAGAGAGGCCGUGAAAGCGAAUAGGGAGCUCGGGAGAUAUCUGGAUACUGUGCGGUAUCAAUGGCCGAAGGAGAAGCGGGUCAUAUCAGAAGUCUUUGACGCUAUGCGCGGCAACGAGCGUGGGUGGUCGAGGUAUAUUGCAGACUUGCAGGAGAAGGCGAAUACGCUGCGACAGAAUCUGGACAGGCUGGGAGCUUUGCUGGGCGAGAUGUCGAGGAUGGCUGCAACAGCGAGUACACGACACGCAGGUCAAAAUCGGAACGGCUCUUUUGGAUCCUCCAAGUCGGCACCUAAUUCACCAGGCCUAAGACCGCGGCAAUUUGAGGGGGCUGUACCGCCUCUGCCCCAAUCUUCUGUCCAGCACACGCAGCUGUACAAGCCACUGCCGCCGCUGCAGAGAGACUCCAGGACAGACAGCAAAAACUGGGGCAAACCGCAAUCGUCUCAUUCCGCUUCUAGGUCCGAACAGACGCAAGUAUUACCGCAGUUUCCAGUCAGCAACGCAACACGAUCCACGAAAACCCCUACAGAACCCCAACGUCCGCGCACCGCAGGCGCCUUGUCCAACCGAAGAGCGCGAGAAGCGGACUCAAGAGCCGACACCGCCGCGCUCGCCGAGUUCUUCCGAGAAGGAGUCAGUAGAUCACAACAACCUGCACACCAAAACCCACUACGAAGCAACCCGCCCGAUCAAAGCUGGCAGACGCACGACUACUCAGGACGUUCCCAGAGUUUCGGCAACAAUGCUCUCCGCCUCACCUCUUCCAACGGCCCAAAACCCCCAGCUUCCCGCUCCAAAAGCCAAGGCGCGGUCGACAUCCUGCAACGCGCAGAACAAGCACGCACCCAAACCGGCGGCGCGAAAGGACGGGACAGCACUUCCACCCGCGCAUCUUCCGACAAGGGCGAUACGCCACAAUCACUAACCGGAAGCCCCUACGCAUCCGGACUCCGCGUACGCUUCGCCUUCGCUCUCAAACACAUCCGGCUCCUCCGCGCCAAAAAGCGGGAGCAUGGAGCCGUUUUACGCGUCGAGGGUUACGCAGCCGACGGCGCCACCGCAGCGGUGGCAGGGCGGAGGGAGAAGGGAUGA
Molecule: messenger RNA, 1728 nt
Organism: Saxophila tyrrhenica
Lineage: Eukaryota; Fungi; Ascomycota; Dothideomycetes; Mycosphaerellales; Extremaceae
Exons: 2
Coding region: 1-1728 (575 amino acids)
Source: RefSeq, a predicted model, not a curated record